AUCCCUUUCCUCAAAACAUCCGUCAAAUACAUCUAAUAAUCAAACCCCCCAACACACUCACCAUUUUUUUCACGAAAACUUUUUUAGCAUUCUAAUCAAAACCAUGCAAUCUCAAGCUCUUCUUCAAUCAAACCCACUUCGGGUUUCAUCCCCACUUGACCCACUUAAAAAGCCCAUCUUAAAUCUCAAAUCACCAUCACUCACAACCAUCACCACGCGCCGCCGUGCCGUAAUCUCCGCCGCCGUGGCCUCGGCACCCAAGAGGGAAAAAGAUCCAAAGAAACGGGUCGUCAUUACGGGAAUGGGUUUAGUUUCUGUUUUUGGAAACGAUGUCGAUACUUACUAUGAGAAACUGUUGGCCGGUGAAAGUGGAAUCGGGUUGAUUGACCGGUUCGAUGCUUCUAAGUUUCCGACCCGGUUCGGUGGGCAAAUUCGUGGGUUUAAAUCAGAUGGGUAUAUUGAUGGCAAAAAUGAUAGAAGAUUAGAUGAUUGUUUGAGGUAUUGCAUUGUUGCGGGCAAAAAAGCUCUUGAGCAUGCUGAUCUUGGUGGUGAUAAUCGCUCCAAGAUUGAUAAAGAGCGUGCCGGUGUCCUUGUUGGAACAGGAAUGGGAGGUCUUACGGUAUUUUCCGAUGGAGUCCAGAACCUUAUCGAAAAAGGUUACAGAAAGAUUACACCUUUUUUCAUUCCUUAUGCAAUAACAAACAUGGCAUCUGCCUUGCUCGCCAUUGAUUUGGGUUUCAUGGGCCCAAACUAUUCAAUUUCAACUGCUUGUGCUACCUCCAAUUACUGCUUUCAUGCCGCUGCAAAUCAUAUCCGUAGAGGGGAAGCUGAUAUGAUGAUUGCUGGUGGCACUGAAGCUGCCAUCAUUCCCAUUGGAUUGGGAGGUUUUGUUGCAUGUAGAGCAUUGUCUCAGAGAAAUGAUGAUCCUCAAACUGCUUCAAGGCCUUGGGACCAAGAUCGAGAUGGGUUUGUCAUGGGUGAAGGUGCGGGUGUUUUGGUGAUGGAGAGCUUGGAACAUGCAAUGAAAAGAGAUGCACCUAUACUUGCUGAAUACUUGGGAGGUGCAAUAAAUUGUGAUGCUUAUCAUAUGACAGAUCCACGUUCAGAUGGACUCGGUGUUUCUUCAUGUAUUCAGAGCAGUCUUGCUGAUGCUGGUGUGUCGGCAGAGGAGGUUAACUAUAUCAAUGCACACGCCACUUCAACAUUGGUUGGUGAUCUGGCUGAGGUAAAUGCUGUGAAGAAGGUAUUCAAGAAGACCGAAGGAAUCAAAAUGAAUGCAACCAAGUCUAUGAUAGGACACUGCUUAGGUGCUGCCGGUGGUCUAGAAGCCAUUGCUACUGUUAAAGCUAUUCAAACGGGGUGGUUGCAUCCUUCCAUAAAUCAAUUUAACCCAGAACCUGCAGUUGAAUUCGACACCGUUGCAAACCAAAAGCAGCAACAUGAAAUCAACGUUGCGAUUUCAAAUUCGUUUGGAUUUGGUGGACACAACUCUGUUGUAGCAUUCUCUGCGUUCAAGCCUUGAAUUGUAUGUGAUGGGUUUUUGUUUGACGAGGGUUUAUAAAACCUGUUGUUAAAUGUGUUUAUUAGCCCAAUUUUUAGACAUUUUCAGAAGUGAGUUUUGGGUACAUUUUGAGAUUUAGAUGCUAGCCCAUUGUGUUGUAAAACUUAUUUUUCAUCUCUGUUAUUUAUUUGGUAAAUUAAAUCUUUCUUUUC
Erigeron canadensis is the source of this 1713-nucleotide messenger RNA. Its product is annotated as 3-oxoacyl-[acyl-carrier-protein] synthase I, chloroplastic. Bases 104 to 1522 code for a protein of 472 amino acids. Gene Ontology annotation, molecular function: 3-oxoacyl-[acyl-carrier-protein] synthase activity. Lineage: Eukaryota; Viridiplantae; Streptophyta; Magnoliopsida; Asterales; Asteraceae. The record is from RefSeq and is a predicted model, not a curated record. The transcript is spliced from 7 exons. Gene Ontology annotation, biological process: fatty acid biosynthetic process.